Molecule: messenger RNA, 2428 nt
Organism: Manis javanica (Malayan pangolin)
Lineage: Eukaryota; Metazoa; Chordata; Mammalia; Pholidota; Manidae
Gene: CHRNA6
Product: cholinergic receptor nicotinic alpha 6 subunit
Biological process (GO): monoatomic ion transmembrane transport
Cellular component (GO): postsynaptic membrane
Molecular function (GO): acetylcholine-gated monoatomic cation-selective channel activity; transmembrane signaling receptor activity
Source: RefSeq, a predicted model, not a curated record
AGAAAUCAAACUGUGUUUGAAUCAUGCUGACCAGCCAGGAUCAGGGGGUCCUUCAAUUGGGUUUGUGUCUCUGGUUGUGUAUAUUCAUACCUUUCUUUAAAGGCUCUGCAGGCUGUGCAUCUGAGGAGAGGCUCUUUCACACACUGUUUUCUCAUUAUAACCAGCUCAUCAGGCCCGUGGAAAAUGUUUCGGAUCCUGUCACGGUGCACUUUGAAGUGGCCAUCACACAGCUGGCCAAUGUGGAUGAAGUAAACCAGAUCAUGGAAACCAAUUUGUGGCUACGCCACAUCUGGAACGAUUAUAAAUUGCGCUGGGACCCAGUGGACUAUGGCGGCAUCGAGACCCUUCGUGUUCCUGUGGACAGGAUCUGGAAGCCUGACAUUGUCCUCUAUAACAACGCCGUCGGCGACUUCCAAGCUGAAGGCAAGACAAAAGCUCUUCUUCAACACGAUGGCACGAUCACCUGGAGGCCCCCGGCUGUUUUCAAGAGCUCCUGCCCUAUGGAUAUCACUUUCUUCCCUUUUGAUCAUCAAAAUUGUUCCCUGAAAUUUGGUUCCUGGACAUAUGACAAAGCUGAAAUUGACCUUCUCAUCAUUGGCUCUAAAGUGGAUAUGAAUGACUUUUGGGAAAACAGCGAGUGGGAAAUUGUUGACGCUUCGGGCUACAAGCAUGACAUAAAAUACAACUGCUGUGAAGAGAUAUACACAGACAUAACCUACUCCUUUUACAUCAGAAGACUGCCGAUGUUUUACACCAUUAAUCUGAUAAUCCCCUGUCUAUUUAUUUCAUUUCUGACCGUGCUGGUCUUUUACCUUCCUUCCGACUGCGGUGAAAAGGUGACCCUCUGCGUGUCGGUUCUGCUCUCCCUGACCGUGUUCCUGCUGGUGAUCACGGAGACCGUCCCGUCCACGUCCCUCGCGAUCCCGCUGGUGGGCGAGUACCUCCUGUUCACCACGAUCCUUGCCACCCUGUCCAUCGUGGGGACUGUGUUUGUGUUGAACGUACACUAUCGCACUCCGGCCACACACACCAUGCCACAGUGGGUGAAGGUGGGCUUCCUCCAGCGGUUCCCCCAGGUCCUGAGGAGGAGGGGGCCUCUGGACGAGGCGAGGGAGACAAGUUCAGGUGAAAACCCGAAGGACACUCCCAGCCGGCCCACCAGAGUCAAGUUGGGUCCCCGCAGAGAGCCCAAACUUCUUCAAGAACGCUGCCGCUGUGGUCAGUCAGGUGAGCUUGCCACCAGCAAGAGACGAUUAAGUCGUCGGCCUUUACAGCGGAGGGCUGGAAAUUCAGAGCACUCGCCCGAAGUUGAAGAUGUAAUCAGCAGUGUUCAGUUCAUAGCAGAAAGCAUGACCAGCCAGAAUGCCAGGAAGGAGGUAGAAGACGACUGGAAGUACGUGGCCAUGGUGGUGGACAGAGUAUUUCUUUGGGUAUUCAUAGUCCUCUGUGUGCUUGGGACUGCAGGGCUUUUUGUACAGCCACUAUUGGGGAACACAGGAAAAUCUUAAGGGUGUAUUUUCCUUGUAGCUUCAGCAGCUUAUGGGUGACACAUUUGUUCUGUGUUCCCUACAACAAGGAGAGGGACCUAAAACUUUCCACCCAAGCCUCCCAUCUACUAAAGCUGAUGGUUAGGUGGAAAAGAGGACUUUAUUGUCAAUUAGGAGCCCGAGUGCUCUCCUUGGUAGCACAGAGGAGUGUUUUAAGAUGUUUUAUAAUACUGGAGCCUGGAGCUGGCAGCACCAUAGGCUACAUGCUUGGCUUCCAUGGAUGUGACUGACCCAUAAUACAAGAAACCACGUGACCAAUGCCAAGCUGUGCUAAAAGGUUCUGUCAUCCCUUCAGUAUAUGCUGCUUAUCAUUAUGUCAGAUGCCAGACAUGAAACUCUGGAAUUUGGACCUUGCUGAUGUUUGUAAUGCUUGUGAAUUUGUGCGCUUGCUUUCUUGCACAUGUCUGUGAUGGAGCUCACACACUUCAGCAUUAUUUGACACAUUGAUCAGCAAGAAGUAAUAGCAGGUAGAGUAUCUCAACAGGUUGUGUGUGAUGAGGACCCAUCUGGCAAGAUACCUGAGUGGUAACCAGCACUGCAAGGGUAACAGAAACAGGUUCUGUCCCACCGUGGGAAGCAGAAUCGAGGCUUCUCAAGAGCUAAAAAUAGAAGUGCCAUACCACCCAGCAAUUCCACUUCUGGGAAUUUACCUGAAGAAAACAAACUCACUGAUUUGUUAAGAUGUAUGCACUCCUGUGUUUAUAACAGCAUUAUUCACAAUAGCCAAGAUACAGAAGCAACCAAAGUGUCCAUCAAUAAAUGAACGGAUGGAGAAGAAACGGCACUCUACACAAUGGAAUACUAUGCAGACACACAAAGGAGCUAAAUCUUGCCAUUUGCAACAACAUGGAUGGAUCUAGAAGGCAUUAUGCUGAGUGAAA